AUGGCUGCCAGAACGACCCUCGCUCUCAUCGCCUCCGCGACCCUCGUUGCUGGACACGGCUACGUUACCAACGCUACCAUCGGAGGAUCGGAUUACGAGUUUUAUCAGCCAUAUCAGGAUCCUUACCGGUCGCCUGCUCCUGACAGGGUCUCCCGCAAGAUCACCGGCAACGGCCCGGUCGAGGAUGUGACUUCGUCCGCCAUCCAGUGCAACGCUGAUACCGCCCCGGCUGCCCUCGUCGCCGAGGCCGCGGCUGGCUCCGAUGUUGAGCUGUUCUGGACUCUGUGGCCCGAGUCCCACGUCGGCCCUACCAUCACUUACAUGGCCAAGUGUGACAACGACGACUGCACCACCUACGAGCCUGGUACCGACGCUGUUUGGUUCAAGAUCCAGGAGAAGGGCCGUGAGGGUACCUCCGACACCUGGGGAGCUACUGCUCUCAUGACCGCUGGUGGCAGCGUCACCUACACCAUCCCCGAGUGUAUCGAGCCCGGCAGCUACCUCGUCCGCCACGAGAUCAUCGCCCUCCACUCGGCCUACAGCUACCCCGGCGCCCAGUUCUACCCCGGUUGCCACCAGAUCAAGGUCACCGGCGGUGGCUCCACCGUCCCCUCGGACCUGGUCGCUUUCCCCGGCGCCUACAAGGGAGCCGACGCCGGCAUCACAUUCGACGCCUACAAGGCCGCCGAGUACACCAUCCCUGGCCCGGCUCUGUUCAGCUGCUCUGGCUCCGGCUCCAGCGGCUCGUCCUCGGGGGUGGCUUCAACCAGCUCAGUCGCUGCAAACGUGGCCGCAGCGGCGACGUCUGACGCAUCUGAUGACGACGCUUGCGACGCUGAGGAGACGGUGACGGCAACGAUUACGUCGUCAGCCCCUGUUGAGACCGGUUCGGCUGACGAGUGCCCCGCGGAGGAGGAAGAGCCCGCUGCCGAUGAGGGCGACGAUGAGUGUGACGCUUAA
Diaporthe citri is the source of this 960-nucleotide messenger RNA. RefSeq lists its product as uncharacterized. NCBI's taxonomy places the organism in Eukaryota, Fungi, Ascomycota, Sordariomycetes, Diaporthales, Diaporthaceae. The transcript is spliced from 2 exons. The record is from RefSeq and is a predicted model, not a curated record. Bases 1 to 960 code for a protein of 319 amino acids.